AUGUUACCGUGGAGGAUUGUUUCGUAUGUGAGCCAACGAGACCAGAACCACCCGUCUCUCACAGUCAAGGAGACGCUCCAGUUCGCGCAUGCCUGCUGUGGUGGCAGCCUCCCAACGCGUGACGAGCAACACUUCAUUAACGGUACACCCGAGGAGAAUAAUGCCGCGCUCGACGCUGCUAGAGCCAUGUUCAAACACUACCCGGACAUCGUGAUUCAGCAACUCGGUCUCGAUAUCUGCCAAAACACCAUCGUGGGUGACGCCAUGACUCGCGGUGUAUCUAGAGGAGAGCGUAAGCGCGUUACCACGGGCGAGAUGGAGUUUGGCAACAAGUACGUCAUGAUGAUGGUCGAGAUCAGCACGGGUCUCGACAGCGCCGCCACGUUCGACAUUAUCAUGACGCAGCGUAGCUUCGCCAAGAAGUUCCGGAAGACGGUGGUGAUCUCGUUGCUGCAGCCGUCACCCGAGGUCUUCGAACUGUUCGACGACGUGAUGAUCCUGAACGACGGUCAUGUGAUGUAUCAUGGCCCGCGCUCUGAGGCAUUGGGGUACUUCGAGAGUCUUGGCUUCAAAUGCCCUCCACGUCGCGAUGUGGCCGACUUCCUGCUGGAUUUGGGCACCGACAAGCAGUCGCAGUACGAGGUGAUCUCGGUUCCGUCUGGUAAUAUGCCGCGCUUGGCUAGUGAGUACGCUGCUGUCUUCACGUGUUCUCGAAUCUACGAGCUUAUGAUGAACAACCUUCAUGGCUCAAUCUCUACGAAUAUGCUCGAAGACAACGAAAAACACAUAGCUGCUGUCCCCGAGUUCCAGCUUGAUUUUCUAGAGAGUACGAUCGUGAUGCAACGGCAGCUUACUCUCACAAGACGGAACAGAGAGUUCAUUGUCGGACGCUCCGUCAUGGUAAUCCUGAUGGCGUUGCUGUACUCGAGUGUGCAUUACCAGUUCGAUGAAGUGAACGCACAGCUGGUCAUGGGGUUCACCUUCAGUGUGGUCAUGUUCGUGUCUCUGGGGCAGCAAGCUCAGAUCCCGACCUUCAUUGCAGCUCGUGACGUGUUCUACAAACAGUGCCGGGCUAAUUUUUUUCGGACGUCGUCGUUCGUGCUGUCCAACUCGGUGAGCCAGAUUCCGCUCGGUUUCGCUGAAAGUUUUCGCUUGUAUACUGGAUGGGUGGCAUGGAUCUUUUUCUUGUCGUGUGCGUCGCCCAAUCUAAACGUCGCCAAUCCCGUAUCGAUGGUAUUCAUUCUUUUCUUCGUCCUGUUCGCCGGUUUUAUCAUCACCAAGGAUCAAAUUCCUGAUUACCUUGUCUUGAAUCAAAGGAUCAACCCAAUGGCUUGGAGUGUUCGAGCGCUUGCCGUGAACCAGUACACCGACUCGAGCUUUGAUACGUGUGUGUACAAAGGAGUUGACUACUGCACCAACUACAACAUGACCAUGGGUGAGUAUUCCUUGACAACGUUCGAGGUACCGACUGAGAGGUUUUGGUUGUGGUGCGGCAUGGUCUUCAUGGCAGCAGCCUACGUGUUCUUUAUUUUUCUAUCGUGCGUCGCAUUGGAGUAUCACCGGUAUGAAAGCCCCGAGAAUGUGACGCUCGAUCCGGUCAACAAGGAUAGUUCAUCGGAAGAAUAUGGUUCGAUGAACACUCCACGCAGCUUGCUGAACGAAGCUGUGGUGUCGGUUGCUCCAGACAGGGAGAAACACUUUAUUCCGGUCACUAUCGCAUUCAAGGACCUCUGGUACACCGUGCCCGAUCCAGCCAACCCCAAGGACACUAUUGACGUGCUCAAGGGUAUUAGCGGAUACGCUCUUCCAGGAACUAUCACAGCGCUCAUGGGUUCCUCAGGUGCUGGUAAAACUACUCCCAUGGACGUCAUCGCCGGACGCAAGACCGGCGGCAAGAUCAGUGGUCAAAUUCUGCUGAAUGGCCACUCAGCCACAGACCUCGCUAUCCGUCGAUCCACAGGGUACUGCGAGCAGAUGGACAUCCAUUCCGAGUCGGCUACCAUCCGUGAGGCUCUAACGUUUAGCGCAUUUCUGCGCCAGGGAGCCGAUGUUCCAGACAGCAGCAAGCACGACUCAGUGAACGAGUGUCUCGACCUACUGGACCUGCAUCCGAUUGCCGACCAGAUUAUCCGCGUGGAGCAGAUGAAACGAUUGACAAUUGGCGUGGAGAUGGCGGCUCAACCGAGUGUACUCUUCUUGGAUGAACCGACAAGUGGUCUGGACGCUCGAUCAUCCAAGCUCAUUAUGGACGGUGUCCGCAAGGUGGCGAACACGGGUCGUACAGUGUUGUGCACAAUCCACCAGCCGUCCACGGAGCGUGGUGGCGAGACGGUAUUUGUGGGUGAACUUGGUAAGAACGCGAAUGAGAUGGUUGCGUACUUCGAGUCAAUUGACGGCGUGGCUAAGCUGGAGGACAACUACAAUCCUGCGACGUGGAUGCUGGAGGUUAUUGGCGCCGGUGUUGGCAACAGCAACGCUGACAAGACGGACUUCGUGAAGAUCUUUCAGUCGAGUAAGCAUUUCCAGUUCUUGCAGUCGAACUUGGACCGCGAGGGCGUGACUCGUCCGUCGCUGGACUUACCUGAGCUGACCUAUAGUGGCAAGCGUGCUGCGACGGAGAUGACACAAACCAAUUUCCUGUUGCAGCGUUUCUUCUGGAUGUACUGGCGUACGGCGUCGUACAACUUGACACGGUUCAGCCUAUUCCUCAUUCUCGGGCCUUUAUUCGGCGUCACGUAUUUUAGUGCGGACUACAGCUCAUACGCCUGCAUCAACUCGGGUAUGGGCAUGCUAUUCUGCACGAUGGGCUUCAUCGGGUUCGUCUCCUUCACGAGUGUUGUGCCGAUCUCAUCCGCCUACCGGUUGGCAUUUUACCGUGAGCGCGCUGCUCAGACAUACAAUGCGCUCUGGUAUUUCGUGGGUUCGACAGUGGUUGAGAUCCCGUACGUCUUCUUCAGCACCAUGUUCUUUAUGAUGCUAUUCUUCCGGAUUCACGGGAGCAACCACAUUCUUCGCGUAUUGGCUUCAUCUCUCCAUGCACGUGCUGUGACAGGCGUACUUUGGACAAUUCAUGUCGUACCUCAUGCCGACCGUCGAAGUUGCAACAGUGUUUGGAGUGCUGAUGCAGAUGAUCUUCUUCUUGUUCUGUGGGUUCAAUCCUCCUGGAGAUUCAAUCCCUCAAGGGUACAAGUGGCUCUACUAGAUUACACCACACAAGUACGCGCUGGCUUUGGUCGCAUCUCUGGUGUUUGGAGACUGCCCUAG
Molecule: messenger RNA, 3264 nt
Organism: Phytophthora nicotianae INRA-310
Lineage: Eukaryota; Oomycota; Peronosporomycetes; Peronosporales; Peronosporaceae
Exons: 4
Coding region: 1-3264 (1087 amino acids)
Cellular component (GO): membrane
Molecular function (GO): ATP binding; ABC-type transporter activity; ATP hydrolysis activity
Source: RefSeq, a predicted model, not a curated record